AUGGGGAAAGGUUGUAAAAAGUCAUCCGUCAAGACGGCGAUGAAAUGUUUCGUCGGAGCAUGGGGAUUCAUCAACUCGACGUUGGUCAACACCACUUCCGGCGACAUCAUCACUCAGGACUGGGCCUACCCCGUCCCCUCUGGCAUGUCUCUGUUCACCCCCAACGGAUACACCGCGUUACUAGUUACCGCCAACGACACAACUCGUCCCGACCUUCGGCCCCAGGGGCUGGACCAGAGCAACCCAAGCUCCUCUCCUGACUCGGAGUGGGCCAAGAUUGGCAAGUACAGCGUCGCCGGUGCUGGACCGUUCCGUUUAUCCAAUGUGACGGAUGAAAAGGGCCCAGAGGGUCCCGAGGGCGUGCAAACUGGAACGUUCCUGACGUCUACGAUCCCGGCUCGCCUUGGUCCUUAUGAGUUUACCUUCAAGUUUUACAACGACUGCUCGGCUUGGAACCUCCAUCAAGAUGUUGGGGCUGGGCUCCAGAGGGUUGCGUGGUACUACAGACUGCCUGAUCAGGAUGAGGAGUAA
This is a messenger RNA of Colletotrichum destructivum, 531 nucleotides long. RefSeq names its product Putative Lipocalin-like domain-containing protein. The transcript is spliced from 2 exons. NCBI's taxonomy places the organism in Eukaryota, Fungi, Ascomycota, Sordariomycetes, Glomerellales, Glomerellaceae. Bases 1 to 531 code for a protein of 176 amino acids. The record is from RefSeq and is a predicted model, not a curated record.